CUGGGUGUGGCCGGCGGAUCUCGGCAGCGCUGGUCUCGGCGGUGCGCUGCGCUCUGCACGCCGGCUCCGCGCACGGGGGGCUGCUGAGCGCCCCGCGGACCCAGCAGCGGCCGGUCGACGCGGAGCCCAACUCCUUUCAGUUGCUUUCACUUCUUAAUUUCUGAGCUAAACAAGUUAAAGGAUGAGUGAACUGGAACAGUUGAGGCAGGAAGCUGAACAACUUCGGAAUCAGAUCCAGGAUGCCAGGAAAGCAUGUAAUGAUGCAACACUUAUUCAGAUCACAUCAAAUAUGGAUUCCGUGGGUCGAAUACAGAUGCGAACGAGACGUACGCUGAGGGGUCACCUAGCUAAAAUCUAUGCGAUGCAUUGGGGAUACGAUUCAAGGUUACUCGUCAGUGCUUCUCAAGAUGGAAAAUUAAUUAUUUGGGAUAGCUAUACAACAAAUAAGAUGCACGCUAUUCCUCUGAGGUCCUCCUGGGUGAUGACCUGUGCCUAUGCCCCCUCUGGUAAUUAUGUUGCAUGUGGAGGACUGGACAACAUCUGCUCUAUAUAUAACUUAAAAACCAGAGAGGGAAACGUGAGAGUGAGCCGAGAGUUACCAGGUCACACAGGCUACUUGUCUUGCUGUCGAUUUUUAGAUGACAGCCAAAUUGUCACAAGUUCAGGAGAUACAACUUGUGCUUUGUGGGACAUCGAAACUGCCCAGCAGACCACCACAUUCACUGGGCAUUCUGGAGAUGUGAUGAGUCUUUCUCUGAGUCCUGACAUGAGGACUUUUGUUUCUGGUGCUUGUGAUGCCUCUUCAAAAUUAUGGGAUAUUCGAGAUGGAAUGUGUAGACAGUCUUUCACUGGACAUGUGUCAGAUAUUAAUGCUGUCAGUUUUUUCCCAAAUGGAUAUGCCUUUGCCACUGGCUCUGAUGAUGCCACUUGCCGGCUUUUCGACCUCCGUGCAGACCAAGAAUUACUGCUGUAUUCUCAUGACAAUAUUAUCUGUGGAAUCACCUCUGUAGCUUUCUCAAAAAGUGGGCGCCUCCUGUUAGCUGGUUAUGAUGACUUCAAUUGUAACGUAUGGGACACGCUAAAAGGAGAUCGUGCAGGUGUUCUUGCUGGUCACGAUAACCGGGUCAGCUGUUUAGGUGUAACAGAUGAUGGCAUGGCUGUGGCAACAGGCUCUUGGGACAGUUUUCUUAGAAUCUGGAAUUAAUAGCAUGUGCAGGUUUUUCUGUUCUCCAUUGCUAUCUGGAGAAAUCAGUGCUACAGCCUAUAGCUGUGAGAAGAAAAUUCUACCUUAUAUUUGCAGGUGAAGAUUUUUCUAUUGAGAUAAUUAUAUACAAAAAGAAGCUUUCAGUAAACUAUAAAACAAAAAAGUGGGGGGAAAAAAAAAAAAAGGCAAGGGUGCUUGCUGAGAUCAAAAGGACCAGUGCAUUAAUUUGAGUUGAGCUAAUUUAACUUUGAUGAAUUUUUGCUUGUACUCAGAUUCUUUAUUUUCUUUGUGUAGGACAGAAUGUACACAUUAUAGCAGUCUAUCAUGUUUGUGUGUUUGCAUUUUUUUAAGAACUACAUUUUUAACUUUCUAUACAUAAGAAUAUCACAUUUUUGAGUUAUGUAAUGGAGGAAGUAGGCACAGUGAUAGAUGGAAGUGAUUCCAGAUGUAUGUGUGCUGUAUUUGAAGAAAGUCUUCUUGAAGUCUGACCUUCCUUUUUGAUGUAAAAGACAUUUGGUUGCCUAAUGUUUAUACUAGCAGGCUUAGGUACUUCUGAGGGGAGACCCUUUUGAGUAUCAGUAGUUUCUGGUGCAUCCUUGGCCAUCCUGUGAAUUUAAAGAAGUGCUUGUUUUCAGUCCUUGGAGGGGGAGAUAAUCUGAAGGCCAGGGAAUCAAGAUUUCAUUCUGAAAUUUUAGACAUACAUAAGAAACUCCUAUGUUAAUAGCAGUAAUUGCAUAAAAAUUAUUGACAUUUUAAAAAUGUGGUUAUGACCAAGACCCUUUCAGUAGACCUCUAAAUAGUUGGGCUUACUUUCCUAUGGAUUUGAUAUUCUAGAACUGAGUUUGUAGGUACACUCAUUAUUUCAGAUUGAUGAACGAUUGGACUGUCCUUGAAUCUGAAGAGUUUUCCCCAGUGUACUCCAUUGACCUACACGUAGAUAGGAAAUAAUGUGAUGACAUUAUAUUGUUGAAAGAAGUGUAAAAUCUAAUCAGUCACUAGACUUGAUUAGUUCUAAUUGUGUAGUGUAACAAAGUGGCUUUAUGAAUUUAUGUUCAGAUAAUACAAAAUCUGAAUUGAUAAAAACUUUCUGUGACUUAAAUUUGAAAGGAAUAUUAAAGCUUUUUGCUCUUCUGUAGUACUUCUUCUUUUGGCACAAAAUACUGGUUUCUAAGUGAUUUUUGCCUCAAAGAAUGCUUAGAUCCAAGUGACUCCACUUGAAAGCCAAAAGAAAAAUUCUAAGAGCAGCUCUUUAAGGAAUCAGAGGAAAACAGUAAGCAGUUCCUCUGUUCGUAAAUGGUAUAAUGUGUCUGUUACUAGAAUGCCUGCCCGCCCCUCCCUCACGUCAAAUUUAAACAAAGAUACUUUUCCCCUUGGAUUUUCUUCUAUAAAGGAAGCUAAAUGACAAUAGAAGAUUGUUAGUCUUGCUUGAUGGUGAAGUCAUGGGUUAUUCUGAUAUAUAGAAGUGCAUUGUUUUGUGAUUUAGUGAACUGCAUCUGUUACUGUUGAGACAGGUCUCAACUUUUCAUCACCUGUAACCCUAACCUAAAUACUCCCAAACUGUACUUGUGAAUUUUCAUUUUUAUAUUGUGAAUGUGCUAGUAAGUGAAUCAGCUAUAAUGUAUCAGUUUUAAGAACAGCUGAUAAUAAUAAAAAGGAAAAUGGAUACAGGAAGAUUAUGAUACAGGACCAAAAAAAUACAGUGUAGGUGGCAGGCAUGAAUGUAUAUUUAUAAACACAUAAGAUUUCUAUGAACCUUUUGCAGUUAAUGUUUGUGAACUGUCAUUUCAUAAAGAGCAGUUCUUUGAGAUAAGGCAAGAGUAUUUUAAAGGAAUGUACUCAUUUCCCCAAAAGGUGAGGGUCUGCCAUGUAGUUCAGCAAUUCAUUCCAAAAUCCUAUUCAAGAAAGCAUUUCUGCCAUGUGCCAAGUAACAUAUAUGUAUGAGAAGCAAAGUAACAUACACACACACACACAUAUAUGAGAAGUAUCUCUUCUACUUUGAAAUUUAAUAAGAUACUUUCGUCAGAAGCACAGCCUACUUCCAUGGUCUUAAGCAUUUUGAUAGAAUGAUUUAAAAAAUCUUGCAUAGAUUAGUUGAAAAGCAGCUCCCAUAAUUAAAUAUGUACUAGGCAACUAAAAACCAACCACUGUUGUGGUUUCUACAUAAUGACCAAAUGGUGACCUCAUUACCACAUUAACUUUCUAGUUAAACCUUUGCUCUCCAGUAAUAUAGGUUCCAGUUGCUAAACAUAUUUGUUUCCUGAAGCUCAAGUUCAGCUGGUGGUCUAUUUAAGUGCUGUGCAUUAAGACUUCCUAUAACCAGUUAAGAAUAACAUACUAUAUAGAGGCACUGUAUAAAUUUUAGUUCAAGACUAAAAUUAUGUCCAAAUACAGUUUUAAAGAAUUCGAUCAAGAAUGUUGCAUUUAUUUGGUGCCUAUUAAUUUUCUUUUACCUUAUAAGAAGCAUUUAAACAUAAUAUGCCUCAGCAUUUUUAUUUGUAGACUCCUCAUUAAUCACCUUGUAAAGUGUUUUUUUCAGAUCUGGCAAGAAUUUUUUUUUUUUUUUUUUUUUUGAGAAUCUUAGGUUCCAUGCUCAGCACAGAGCCUGACACAGAGCUUGAUCCUAUGACCCUGGGAUCAUGACCUGAGCCUAAAUCAAGAGGCAGAUGCUCAACACACUGAGCCAUCCAGGUGCCCCACUGCAAGAAUAUUUUAAGAGAACAUUCUUUUCUAAAAAAAAAAAAAAAAAAGUGAGCAUGAUUGCCAUGUGGUUCAGCAAAUCAUCCCAAAAGCUGAUACUAAGGGCCUCUCUACUUUGAUGGACAGGCCUCAUUUUUGGCAGCUGUAUUAGAGGUUUAGACUGAAUGUCCAAGGUCCCUCCCUAGCUCAGAUUUUUAUAGUUGUAAUCCCAUGGUUACAUGCACCAUAUUGAGUUUUAUCUUCAGAGGCAAAAAUCUGGCUUUAAUAUUUUAAUCUUAAGAGUCUAAUAGACAAUUCUUAUUUUAAUUUAGUAAUUUAGACUCAGCUGAACCCAUACUGCGAUGAUAGUAAACUAGUCUCCUAGACACAAUGGAUGUAGGUGCUUCUGAAUGUGUUGAGCCAUUUUAAAGUUAACCUAUUAAGAGAAAUGGAUCUUGACUUCUCCAGGUGACAAUGAAACUUUUAUUUCUAAAAUAUACUGUGCCAAUAUUAUAACUGACUUUGUCCGACACUAUUGAGGUCUUAGAUUUAAUAAAAUUUUAACCUUUUUAAAAGUGAAAACAUUCAGGGAAAUUUAUGCUCUGAUUACUGUUGAAUGUUUCACAUAUUGAAUAGUUACGGCUUAUCUGUUGACAUUUAAACUUACGGAAACUGAUUAAACAAUCUUCUAAAUUGGCCUAUCAUUUUAACAAUAUUCUUUCUAGCAUCUUUAGGGUGUAAGUAUAAGGCUUAAAAAUUUUUGCUUUUAAAUUAAGGACUAUGUUCAGCUUCAAAUUUCCCCUUUGCCAUUGUGGAAAGCAAAAUUUUAAACUGUCUUAUCUCCUGUGAGAAUUUAAAACAUGCACAAGGAUAGACCGUCUUUCUUGUGAGAAAUUUAAAGUAAAAGGUGAACUGUUUCCUAUUUACUAGUGUUUCUCCCGUUCAUUUUGAAUUGUCUUAAAUUCAGUGGUGUAUUUAAAAAUAUUGGUUACAAUAGGUACUCAUUAAGAUGGUUUGUAGUUGAAUGUCUAAGCUAGCAGUGUAUUUUUUAAAAGUUAGUCACAGAUUGAUGGUACACCUUGUAUUUAGCCAAUUUGCAUGUUGAUAAAAUUUCCUGAGUCUUUUUUCCUUAAAUCCAAUUACUGAUCCUAUAAAAUAGUGAUAAUGCAGCAUCAUGAAAAAACUGGUUAUGUGUUUCAACUGGUUUUAAGUGUUCCCAACAAAAUCUUACAUCAUGUAGUAUUUAUUUUUUACUUAAUGGAAUUUCAGUGAUACUUGGUGGAUAUUUCAAGCCUUUUUGUCUUUUACACAAUGGUGCUCUAUUCUAUUGUUUUCAAAGAAGCAUUUGAACACUUGGAUUUGUGUAUUCUUAUCCAAAGGCAUCCACAAAUAAGUGGGUUUUUAAAGCUGAUUAUUUUUUCCCACUUAAAAUGGAUUCUACAAACUCGUAGUGAAUUGACUCUGAAUGUCAGUAGUAUGACUUGGGGAAAGGUGAACGUAGUAGAUUAAAGCUCUUAUAAAAGCUUUAAACCAAACUAUGGACUUGUACCAUGAUUUAAUAGUAUUCUUGGAUCUUUUCUUGCACAGUGAUUCAUUCCUUUAUUUGUACAGUAGCUCUGUGAGAUAUUGCUGUGAAUUGAUAUUGUAAUCAAUAAAGUGCUUUUAACCAGA
This is a messenger RNA of Neofelis nebulosa (Clouded leopard), 5551 nucleotides long. RefSeq names its product G protein subunit beta 4 (gene GNB4). The record is from RefSeq and is a predicted model, not a curated record. Gene Ontology annotation, molecular function: signaling receptor complex adaptor activity; protein binding. The transcript has 10 exons. Bases 182 to 1204 code for a protein of 340 amino acids. Gene Ontology annotation, biological process: G protein-coupled receptor signaling pathway. Lineage: Eukaryota; Metazoa; Chordata; Mammalia; Carnivora; Felidae. Gene Ontology annotation, cellular component: heterotrimeric G-protein complex; cytoplasm.